Messenger RNA from Cicer arietinum (chickpea), 1520 nucleotides. RefSeq names its product pantoate--beta-alanine ligase. Gene Ontology annotation, molecular function: pantoate-beta-alanine ligase activity. Lineage: Eukaryota; Viridiplantae; Streptophyta; Magnoliopsida; Fabales; Fabaceae. Gene Ontology annotation, biological process: pantothenate biosynthetic process. Gene Ontology annotation, cellular component: cytosol. The record is from RefSeq and is a predicted model, not a curated record.
UGUGAUAAUUUAGAACACACAAGACAACCUUACUCACGGCAACAUUGUUCCUUCCGACCAUCAUCACAUUGCCCUUUGCAAACAAAACAGAAAAAAUAACCCAUUUUUGAUUCCCAACAACACAACCCUUUUCAUUCCAAUGGCACCAAAGGAAUCGCCAUUGAUAAUCAGAGACAAAAACCAGAUGAGAAAAUGGUCAAGAACAAUGAGAUCACAAGGAAAUAUCAUUGCUCUUGUUCCCACCAUGGGUUACCUUCACCAAGGUCACCUUUCUCUCAUCAAUGAAGCUCACAAACACGCCAAUCUCGUUGCUGUUUCAAUCUAUGUCAAUCCGGGUCAGUUUUCUCCAAACGAGGAUCUUUCCACAUACCCUUCUGAUUUUCAAGGUGAUAUUCAAAAGCUUUUGUCUGUUCCCGGUGGUGUUGAUGUUGUUUUCAAUCCUAUUAAUUUGUAUGAUUAUGGGGAGAUAGAUUCUGGUGGUGAGGGUGUUGUUGUGGUGGAGGGUGAUCAAGUUGUGUCUUGUAUUGAGAAGAGUGGAUUGGGACAUGAAACUUGGGUUAGAGUUGAGAAACUUGAAAAGGGUCUUUGUGGGAUGAGUAGACCUGUUUUCUUUAGAGGGGUUGCUACUAUUGUUACUAAGUUGUUUAAUAUUGUGGAACCUGAUGUUGCUGUCUUUGGUAAAAAGGAUUAUCAGCAAUGGAGAGUUAUUCAGAGAAUGGUUCGAGAUCUUGAUUUUUCCAUAAAAGUGAUAGGUUCUGAAAUAACAAGGGAAAAUGAUGGGCUUGCAAUGAGUUCGCGCAAUGUACAUCUUUCACCUGAAGAAAGGGAAAAGGCGCUAUCUAUUAACAAAUCAUUAUCAAGAGCCAAGUCAGCAGCAAAAGAUGGUCAGGUGCAGUGUGAGAAAUUGAAGAACUUAGUCAUCCAAUGCAUUACUGAAGCUGGGGGAAUAAUUGACUACGCAGAGAUUGUUGAUCAACAUAGUUUAGAGAAAAAGGAAUUCAUCAAAGGUCCUGUUGUGUUCUGUGUUGCUGCAUGGUUUGGUAAAGUCAGGCUUAUAGACAACAUGGAAAUCAACUUGUAAAUGAGUGUUACAACUCAUAUUUUAAUCUAACCUUGUGUCUCAUCUCACACAUGGAGCACAGAGCUAUUGGCUAGUAGUUCUAUCAGUUCAUGGGGGUAUAGGACAUAGAAUAUUUUUUCUACAAUACAUACAUAAGAUGCAUUUUACCGCCUCACAAAAUUCUAGUAGGGACACUAGCUAUGUCACUGGUAGAAAUCAGGGAACUGGUCUUUUUCCUUCACAGGACCAAAAAUUAUUGCAUAGAUUAUUUAUAAGGGUUCAACUAUAUGUUUAAUUACAACUCCAUGGAAGUGGAGGGGAGAACCGUAGUUUGCUGAGUGCAAAAAUUGGGAUGGAAUAAUUUGGAAUAAUUGGGAUGGAAUAAUACUGUCUGGCAGCUAUCCUUAUGGAUCAGUUUUUCUGCCCCAACCUUUUGAUGAGUUGUUUAAGCUCUUCCCAA